Molecule: messenger RNA, 480 nt
Organism: Clunio marinus
Lineage: Eukaryota; Metazoa; Arthropoda; Insecta; Diptera; Chironomidae
Source: the annotation of a GenBank genome assembly
AUGUCACUAAUUAAAGUGCGAGUUUUAGCUUUAAUUGCCUUUUCUCAUCUAACUGAAGCUAAACACAAUCAUGGAGGUGCAAUUGGCUAUAGCUUUGCAAAGUUUUCUGGCCCAGUUUCUGGUCCUGUGAAAGAAGUUCACUCUCAUAGUCCACAUCAUGGACAUACAAUUGAUUACGUAGCUAAACCUGAUUAUCAAUUUGAAUAUGGUGUGGAAGAUCCCAAAACACAAGUUUCACAGUUCAGGAAAGAGAACAGACAAGACGAUGCCGUUGUUGGCGAAUAUUCUUAUACUGAUCCAUUCGGUCAUGUAAGAACAGUUAAAUACACAGCAGAUAAACUUCAUGGCUUUAGAGCUGAGAUUUAUAUCGAUGGAAAAUUAGAAACACCGCAACUACCUUCAACACAACCCGUGACAUCUCACGAUCAACCUCAAGAAGAUUAUAAAGAAAAUGGAGAUUACUCAGGAGAAGAUGAAUAG